Drosophila ficusphila is the source of this 3287-nucleotide messenger RNA. It is a transcript of the gene Pex1, whose product is annotated as peroxisome biogenesis protein 1. The record is from RefSeq and is a predicted model, not a curated record. Gene Ontology annotation, biological process: protein import into peroxisome matrix. Gene Ontology annotation, molecular function: ATP hydrolysis activity; ATP binding. Gene Ontology annotation, cellular component: peroxisomal membrane; cytosol; peroxisome. NCBI's taxonomy places the organism in Eukaryota, Metazoa, Arthropoda, Insecta, Diptera, Drosophilidae.
GCCUCCCAUCUCUAAUAGAGCAAAUGUAAAUUCCGCAGAGAGCACAAUUCAGUGCAAAAAUGAAUUAAACCGGGGAAGCAACGGAUAAAAUUCGCAUACGGUUCACGUCGAGAAUGUUUAAACGCACUUUUAAGGUAGUUUAUCGGCCCAUCAGGAGCAACUUUGUGCUGCUUCCGGAUCAAUACUACGGUGUCGUUUCGACCUAUGAUACGGGCUGCCUGAGUCUGCAGUACAAUGGUCGGGUGCACUACGCCUCCUGGGCGCCACAAAGGGGCGGCGGCCUCAAGGACACCGAGAUUGGGAUCAAUGCCAGGGCGGCCAAGGAGAUCGGUCUGCAUGAGAAUGAUCUGGUCAAGUGUGCGCUCAUCGCUGACGUUCUCAACCUGCGCAGCGUCCACGUUACCCCCGUCUCGUCCAAGGAUUGGGAGAUCAUUGAACUAAGCACUGAAAAGAUUUCCGGCAGUGUGUUGGAGCAAACCCGCAUUGUAAACUCAACUCAGAUUCUAAUUGUUUGGAUUAACAAGUCCAUGCAAGUGGCGUUGACAGUGGAUCGCCUGAAGCCGCAUAUGAAUUACGGCAGAAUCGAUCACAACACGGAACUUGUGGUAGCACCCAAUCUUUACAAAGGACUGACAAAUGGAGAUUCAAAUGGUGCCAUUGAGGAUAACUCAAAAUUAUCUAGGAGUAAAACCACUGCCCAGGUUAAGGAUGAACUGGUGGAGAAGCCAAAUACCUUGGCGCAUUCCUCCACGGUGUCCAAUGUAAAGAAUACAAUUCAACGCAACAAGCGACAGGAUCACAUGGAGCGUCAAAAGGAUUUGCGUAGGGAGAGUUCGCGUAGCUUUGAGUUCCGCGUUAUUCGAGGUUUGUGGCGGGAAAAAGCCCAGGAAUCGGAUGUCUAUGUGAACAAGAAGCAUCUGCCAGAGUUCUUCGAUCUGGAUCUGUUUUACUGUAUGCACACUGCCGGUGAUAAGGAUUACUAUGUGCGGGUGCGCACAUUGGAUGAGGAAGACGAUCUAGAGGACGAUUUACCCGGCACAAUUCACUCUUCGAUUGAACUUAAUGCUAAUCUAAUGAAAUUACUGAAUAUCCAGGAAUUGGAGAGAGUUGUUCUUAAGCCGAAAACUACAGUUGUAAACUUUGUGGAGAAAAUUGAGCUGUUUGCCAACAAGAAAACGCAUUACAAGAUCAUGGAAAAUGCAUUUAAGCGAUUUGUCAUUGAGAGAACUCAGCAGAAACCAAUGCUAUUUAACCAGGAGGAAGUGGUGCGGCUAGAGGACGAUUUGCUCGUUACUGUCGGAAUACUACCAGAGCAUUUUCGUUAUUGCGUGGUGGACGCCCAGUUCCUUAAAGAGUCCAAAAUCUAUGCGGCAGAUCUUGUGCGUCCAGUUGCCGAGAUCAUCAAGGAACAGGCGCCACUGACUUCGCCACUUAGUGUUCAGGAUCUCAUAAAACUGCCAGAGUAUGAUAAGAUUGUGGACCAGAUAGUCCAAGAACUGCGCAUGAACCUGUGCCUCAAUGCCGAAAACUCCGUAAUGCGGCAGUGCAAUGUGUUGAUUACUGGUGCCGCGGGAACAGGUAAAAGCGUUCUUGUCGAGCGCAUCCUGGACCAGUUGACGCGCAAACCGGACUAUUGCUACUUCGAGUUCUUCUACGGAUCGCGAAGCAAAGGCCGCAAGACCGAGUCGAUACAGAAGGAUCUGCGCAACAUAUUCACCAGUUGUUUGCAACAUGCCCCUGCCAUCGUGGUGCUGGAGAACUUGGAUGUGCUGGCCCAUUCCGCUGGCGAGCAGUCCAGCCAGGAUGGGGAGUACUACAACCGCAUGGCGGAUACAGUUCACCAGUUGAUUGUUCAGUACACCAGCAACAAUGCCAUUGCAGUAAUUGCCACCGUCAACGAGCUGCAGACACUCAACAAGCGGUUAAGUUCACCCAGGGGUAGGCAUAUCUUUCAAACUGUUGCUCGCCUGCCUAGUUUGGAGCGGGCCGAUCGAGAGAUAAUCCUCCGUGAGCUAUGCAGCCACAUCAGUUCGUCUAAGGACCUGGAUCUUGUAAAGUUCUCCAACCUCACUGAGGGUUAUCGGAAGUGUGAUCUUGUCCAAUUCGUGGAGCGGGCCAUCUUUUAUGCCUAUCGCAUAAGCAAGGCCCAGCCAGUUUUAACAAACGAUCAGCUUAUUGAGUCUUUGGAGCACACCAACUCCUACUGCCUGCAGGGUAUUCAAAGCAAUCAAAAGACUGGAAACGAGACAGAGGCCAAUGAAAUGCGAGUUGAGGAACUUCCUGGUUUGGAGUCAGUUGUCGGUGUGCUCGAGGAAGUUCUUAUGUGGCCAUCACGGUAUCCAACGAUUUUCAAUGCCUCACCCCUUCGCAAUCAGGCAGGAGUACUCCUGUACGGACCACCAGGAACUGGAAAAACUUACUUGGUCUCCCAGUUGGCCUCAUCCUGGAAUCUGCGCAUAAUUUCUGUCAAGGGUCCCGAACUGCUUGCCAAAUACAUUGGCCAGAGCGAGGAGAAUGUUCGCAAUCUGUUCAAUCGGGCUCGAAGUGCCCGUCCUUGUGUACUUUUCUUCGACGAGUUCGACAGUUUGGCACCAAAGCGUGGUCACGAUUCUACCGGAGUCACCGAUCGGGUGGUAAAUCAACUGCUAACCGAAUUGGACGGCGUUGAGGGUCUGCAGGGAGUCACAGUGAUAGCAGCCACUUCUAGGCCAGAGCUCCUGGAUCCGGCGCUUCUUCGCUCCGGCCGCAUCGAUCGCCUGGUCGAGUGUCCUCUACCGGAUGCUGUAGCUCGAGUUCGCAUCUUUGAGGCUCUCAGUUCAACCCUCAACCUUGAUGAGUGCGUGGAUUUCGAAUGGUUUGCUGGAAAAACUUCGAACUACACCGGCGCCGAUAUUCAGAGCAUUCUGACCUCGGCAAACAUGGCAGCGGUAAAGGAGGCGCUAGCUAAAUUCGGACACGAGGUAAUUGCCAAAGAAAAUCUUUUGAAGCAGAAACACCUUGUAGAGUCCUUCCAAACCACAAGGCCGUCCCUUAGCGCCUCCGAUGUGUCCAAAUAUCACAAAACGUACUCUCGUUUUACCAACAAGGAGAAGAGCUCUAGGGAGUUUGUGGCCAAGCGCGCAACAUUGGCUUAAAGACAAAGACUUAAUUAGGUUAGCAAAUAUUAUCAACUAUGAUUUUUAUUUUGUAUAUUUGUAUAUACAUACAUAGGGAUUAUUCUUUGGGUUUGUAUGCUUUCUCGUUGAGACAUUAAAAAUUAAUAUGUUGUUAUAGUAUUGUGAUAUAAA